This is a messenger RNA of Rhineura floridana, 1020 nucleotides long. RefSeq names its product olfactory receptor 11G2-like. Gene Ontology annotation, molecular function: olfactory receptor activity; G protein-coupled receptor activity. NCBI's taxonomy places the organism in Eukaryota, Metazoa, Chordata, Lepidosauria, Squamata, Rhineuridae. Gene Ontology annotation, biological process: G protein-coupled receptor signaling pathway. The transcript is spliced from 2 exons. The record is from RefSeq and is a predicted model, not a curated record. The coding region runs from base 58 to 1020 and encodes 320 amino acids. Gene Ontology annotation, cellular component: membrane.
CGCCUUGCUGCUAGUGCCAUCAGCAAGGCCAACCUUGUUCAGUUCAACCAUUGUAAGAUGGAGUUGGCCAAUGGGACCACAGUCCAGGAAUUCAUUUUGCUGGGAUUUGGAGUUGGGCAGGGCAGGAAGUUCCUGCUCCUCGCCUUUUUCACUGUCCUCUAUGUGCUCACGUUGGCCGAGAACAUCACCAUCAUCACACUGGUGUUCUUCGAUGUCCACCUGGCCCGUCUGCCCAUGUACAUCCUGCUGAGCAACUUCUCCUGGCUAGAGAUGUGCUAUGUGUCCACCACUGUGCCCCGGAUACUCUUCGACCUGGCGCUCCCAUAUGGGGUCAUCUCCUUCCAUGCCUGCUUCCUCCAGUUCUAUAUGUUCUUCUCACUCGGCUACACUGAAUGCUUCUUCCUCUCUGCUAUGGCCUUGGAUCGGUACUUGGCCAUCUGUCACCCACUGCGUUACCCACAAAUUAUGUCUCCAAAUUCCUGCUUCACCCUGGUGGCCUCUUGUUGGGUCCUUGGUUUCUUGGGAUCCAUUCUCCCAGUUGCCUUGAUCUCCAGGUUGUCCUUCUGUGGAUCCAACAUCAUUGAUCAUUUUGUGUGUGAUCCUGGACCCCUUCUGUCUCUGGCCUGCCCCCCACUCAGAAAUGCUGCCUCUGUCUGCCAGUUUGCCAUGAACGUUCUGAUUAUCAUAGGCAACUUAUUCUUUGUCCUGCUCUCCUACGGCACCAUAGUUCUCACACUGGUGAAAUCCUCUGGCCGAGGGAGUCGUAGAAAGGCCUUCUCCACCAUAUCUUUCCACUUAGUGGUGGUGACACUUUUCUUCGGGUCAGUGGCAGGGAUGUAUGUAACUCCAGAUGGAGAAAGCCAGUCAGAAGUCACAAAGGCGGUGACAGUUUUCUACACGGCCAUUACCCCUUUUCUUAACCCUUUGAUCUACUGUCUGAGGAACGAUCAGGUGAAAGAGGCCCUGGGCAGGUUGCUGAGGAGAAAGGAGAGAGAGCCAAGGGGAAAGGUGGCAGUGUAG